This is a messenger RNA of Phytophthora infestans T30-4, 878 nucleotides long. RefSeq lists its product as uncharacterized. The transcript is spliced from 2 exons. The coding region runs from base 21 to 878 and encodes 285 amino acids. The record is from RefSeq and is a predicted model, not a curated record. NCBI's taxonomy places the organism in Eukaryota, Oomycota, Peronosporomycetes, Peronosporales, Peronosporaceae.
CUGCAAAUGAACCUUUUCAAAUGAAGCGAUCGAUCGUGCACGACUCGGAGCCCGUCGACAAGAAGCAACGCAUCUCGUGCGAUACUACUCCACUCGACCACGAGGCUACCCGCUCCUUCACCCGCAAUGGGUUCGUGCUGCUGCGUGGAGCUUUCGCGACGUCCACCGCUGAAAAGUGUCGUGACUUGAUUUGGAAGCGCCUGGCGCAGGAUGGGAUCACCAAGGACUCGUCUACUUGGGUGGAGAGGCAUGGUAUACCAGAGCUGUUCACGGCGGAAGACGAUCCCGUGUGGGGUGAAGUGGUGACUCCGCGUCUACAGCGCGCCAUGGACCAACUCUGCGGCAAGGAUCGAUGGGAGGGCUUCGGUCUUGGGUGGUGGAUGAUCACGUUCCCAGACCAGGCUGAGCCGCCGUGGGGUGCUGCUGGCAAGUGGCACGUGGACGGCGCGUCGUACCAGCACCACGUGGACAGCAAGGAGUCUGGACUGUUGGUGAUCUUCCUCUUCUCGGAUAUCGGGCCUGGUGAAGGGGGCACAGCGUUGUCCGUGGGCUCGCACAAGUGGAUUGCGAGGCUGUUGGAAAAGAAUGAGCCAAGUGGGAUGAAAGGUGGCGCUGUGAGCUACCAAGCCAGGCAGUUCCGACGCCCGGAGGUUGUGGAAGUGAACGGCAAGGCAGGCGACGUUAUGCUGGUGCAUCCGUUCUUGCUGCAUGCUCGCAGUAAGAAUCUUGGACGGAAGGGGGUGGACUCGGUGCGCAUCAUGUGCAACCCGAACGUGCGGCUGCGUCGAAAGAUGAAGUUAAAGCGACCGGACGGGGACUACAGUCCUGUAGAACAGGCGAUUGUCGACGCCCUGGUGCCAGAUUCAGAACACGAAUAA